AUGGAGGGAUCGAGUACUAAAGGCAAGUUAUGGCAUAAUAUUUUUUUAUGUGCUCCAGAGUCCAUCAACUGUGCCGGGUGCUUGAACAACAUUGGAGAAAAUGACUAUGUGUCAGCGUUGGAACAAGAAUGGCAUACAGAUUGCUUCAGGUGCUCAGUAUGCGACUGCAUGCUAUCAACAUGGUACCAUGAGAAGGGCGGUCUGCUGUUCUGUCAACAGGACUACUGGGCGCGCUUCGGCGAGCCUUGUCACCACUGUCAAAAGGUGAUGACGGGCCCAGUUAUGGCGGCCGGUACUCGCCACUAUCACCCAGAGUGCUUCGCAUGCAACACGUGCGGAGCCCCCAUCGACGACAAGGAGCCCUAUGCUGUGCAGCAAGAACGGUUGUAUUGUUCUCCAUGUUACGCGCGUUCAGAGGCGGGUGCGCGCGCGCUGCGCGUGGUGCGGGUGCCGGUGCCGGUGCCGGUGCCGGUGCCGGUGCCGGUGCCGGUGCCGGUGCCGGUGCGGGUACCGGUGCCGGUGCCGGUGCCGGCCGCCAAGCUCAAAGAUACUGAAGGGCGCUGCGCUCACAACAUGUCGGCCGUGGUGCGCGCCGUGCUGCGCGCCGCCCUCACCGCCUGCGUCCAGCUCACCUGCCAUAGGAUAGACUCGUCUUGCGGUCUGCUGACCCUUCACAUCGGGGACCGCAUACUGGAGAUCAACCCGCCUAAACCCAAGGACGAGCCUGAUAAAAUACAAGACACAGUUAUACAGCUUACUAUAGAACCACCAGAAACACCAAUGUGCAACAUACAGACUGAGACGGAGCCCUCGUUAGAAGGGGACGGCAAGAAGGAGCGGCUGUUCAAGAGGAAGGGAGACGGCGCGAACAAAAGGGUCAUUAAGAGGAGACAGCCGAGCUCGCCUUUACUAUGUGAUAAGGAAAAGAGUAGCAGCAUGUCCAAGUUGUUGGAUGCUGUUGAUGGUGAUCCGGAACCAACGGGCGUACUAUGUGACCUAUCAAGGGCUCGGUCGUUCCGGGCGGAGCCGCGGCACGUCACGCAGCGAGUUUUCCGCGCUUGCGAUUUAUUACAGGGCGAGCUACUGGGAUCUGGGUUUUUCGGUGAAGUGUACAAAGUGACUCAUAGCGAAACCGGCGAGGUGAUGGUGCUCAAGCAAUUGUACAGAUUAGACGAGGACGCGCAGAGGAACUUUCUCAAAGAGGUGGCGGUACUGCGUUCUCUGUCUCACCCGAACGUGUUGCGUUUCAUUGGGGUGCUGUACCGAGACAAAAGACUGCAUCUGGUGACCGAAUACGUCGCCGGAGGGACUCUAUACAAUCUCAUACAGGAUACUAGUACGGAGUUGUCGUGGACGGAGCGCGUCCGCCUCGCGAGAGACGUGGCGGGGGGCGUGGGGUACCUGCAUCGCAUGAACGUCAUACAUCGGGAUCUCAACUCACACAACUGUCUAGUGCGCGAGGACAAGACAGUGAUCGUGGCGGACUUCGGGCUCGCUCGGAUUGUACAACGAACGGCGAGCAGCUCGCUCGAGCGCCACUCCACAUUACGGAGGAAACGGUAUACGGUGGUGGGUAACCCGUACUGGAUGGCGCCGGAGAUGAUGAACGGGAACGUUUACGAUGAGAAAGUGGACGUGUUCUCCUUCGGGAUCAUACUUUGCGAGAUAAUCGGGCGCGUAUCGGCUGAUCCAGAUUUCCUCCCGCGGCGGCCGGACUUCGGUCUCAACGAGCCCUUAUUUUUAGAGAAGUUUUGCCACAACUGCCCACCACCACUCUCUCGUGUGGCGCUACUAGCUGCCCAUUUACAUCCCGGACACAGGCCCACCUUCGAAGUGAUCGAGAUAUGGUUAGAGACGCUGCUGAUGCACAUGGGCAAGUCGGCUGCGCAGGCGCGCCUGCUCGCCGACGUGGCGCAGUACGCGGCGGGCGGAGCGCCCGCGCCCGGCGGGGAGCUGCGGGGGCUGCUGGAGGUGCUCAAGUCCCCAUCGACGGUGACCAUCACGGCGACCCCCUCAAACACCGGCCGUGCGCUGGGCAAGUGCGUGUCCGCGUCGCACAUCGGCGCGCCGCCGCGGGUGGUCACCGUCACCAACCUGAGCCGCAGCCACAACACGCUACACACGCCGGGCUACAUACUGCGACAGCGACCUGGCAACAUUGACAUCACCAAGGUAUUACUCCAUCAACAUGACCAUCACGUGGUCACCGUCACCAACCUGAGCCGCAGCCACAACACGCUACACACGCCGGGCUACAUACUGCGACAGCGACCUGGCAACAUUGACAUCACCAAGGUAUUACUCCAUCAACAUGACCAUCACGUGGUCACCGUCACCAACCUGAGCCGCAGCCACAACACGCUACACACGCCGGGCUACAUACUGCGACAGCGACCUGGCAACAUUGACAUCACCAAGGUAUUACUCCAUCAACAUGACCAUCACGUGGUCACCGUCACCAACCUGAGCCGCAGCCACAACACGCUACACACGCCGGGCUACAUACUGCGACAGCGACCUGGCAACAUUGACAUCACCAAGGUAUUACUCCAUCAACAUGACCAUCACGUGGUCACCGUCACCAACCUGAGCCGCAGCCACAACACGCUGCACACGCCGGGCUACAUACUGCGACAGCGACCUGGCAACAUUGACAUCACCAAGGUAUUACUCCAUCAACAUGACCAUCACGUGGUCACCGUCACCAACCUGAGCCGCAGCCACAACACGCUGCCCACGCCGGGCUACAUACUGCGACAGCGACCUGGCAACAUUGACAUCACCAAGGUAUUACUCCAUCAACAUGACCAUCACGUGGUCACCGUCACCAACCUGAGCCGCAGCCACAACACGCUACACACGCCGGGCUACAUACUGCGACAGCGACCUGGCAACAUUGACAUCACCAAGGUAUUACUUCAUCAACAUGACCAUCACGUGGUCACCGUCACCAACCUGAGCCGCAGCCACAACACGCUGCACACGCCGGGCUACAUACUGCGACAGCGACCUGGCAACAUUGACAUCACCAAGGUAUUACUCCAUCAACAUGACCAUCACGUGGUCACCGUCACCAACCUGAGCCGCAGCCACAACACGCUGCACACGCCGGGCUACAUACUGCGACAGCGACCUGGCAACAUUGACAUCACCAAGGUGGACGACAUCUCCGCGUGGCUGGACCCGCGGCCCAGCGACUCCCCCAGCAUGCCGGCCUUCCUCCGCAACCAGUCCGUCGAGGGCCUGGAGACCCGCGCCAAGCGCGACGCACCCGCGCCCUUCUGCCGCCACCACAGCAUCCCGGACCGGUGCCAGGACGACAGCCCGCUCAAUGAUGACGACUCUGAUUCUUCCGAUGACGAUCUUGAAGAUAUUACGGAUUGGCACAGAAACGUUUCGACCGUCGGCACGUCCUUCAAAAAGAUCGAAAAAAUGGAAGUCGACCAACCCAAAAACCUCCUGUCGGGCAUCGUGAAAAAAGGCGAGAAUCUACUCAAGAAUAACAGCUAUGAUGUCACCAACGUUACCCUGAGGAACCCAGACGAGAGGAAAAUACCUGAAGUAGAGUGUAGGAGAUUUAAUAUAGACUAUUUGAAUAAAAGUCCUGUUAUGGCUGUAGCUGUUAAAAACAUUCAAAAAGAAGCGAAACCUGUGGAAAAAACUGGAUUUUUUACUAAAACCUUACUCUCGCCUAAAUUUAGUAGACUCUUCAAACCGAACACGGCGGAGGUGGUGCGGAGUAAGACAGAGAUGGAUGAUAAAGAGGAAAAGAGUCGGAGCAAGUUCUUUAUACAGCGGCCCGCGUCGCCGAGCAACUUGUAUAGAGGGCAUCGAGUACGGCCCGUUGAGGAUACCAAGGACAAAAAGGAGAACCACAUACUGAAAAGCGACCUGAAGUUGGCGAGCCUGGGCAAGCCGAUGACGCCGAUAUUCCGGCGCCACGCCGUCUCCGAGCGCGAGCGCCCCGCCUUCGCGGACGGACGCUUCAGCUGCCGCGACCGCAAGCCCAGGGACGACAAGUUCAUAGAACUGGGAAGGAACAGGAUCAAAGCCCCCGCCAAGCCUCUAAUCCGCUGCUCACCAACCACCAACGUGCCUCUAGAAGUAGAUAAACCCGAGAAGAGGCGAGAAGGAAUCUCUAGAAGCAACUACGUCAGCCUCGCCAACCUCAAGAUCAACAGCAAGAAGGAAUUCGAGAAGAAGAGAGAGGAUAGUUCGCCGGUCGAACGGGUCAUUUAGACAGGGUACAGUAGAUUUUUUAUUAUUUGAUUUUCAACCUUAACACAAUGAAGGUAAAGUCGAUAUUAUAAACUUUGAAUGAACGUUUUAAUACAUUUGAUUAUACCAUGUUGUAUAGUCGUUCGAUUUGUAGCUGGCCCCGAACGGCUAAUCCUUUGUCUAUUGUUAAGUAAAAACCGCACGUGCUACUUACCUGCAUAAAAAAGCUUGGGUAGCUUUAUUCCGUUUUUGAAUUACGACUCUAUAGUAAUUAGAAUAAGAUUCAACAUGAACUCAUUGACAAAUAUUUUUCGAGUGUGUGUGUGUUCCCUCUACGGUUAUUGAGUGCGGGCGAGUGGAACGCUACAUAACCAGUCUAAAAUGUGUUGUCGAGAUGCGUAACAAAGGUGCGUUAUCGGAGAGCACACUUACAUUGGUUUUUUUUAGCGUUGGACUAGCCCGCGCUCAGGUGCCAAUAAGAAUUUAUACUACUUACUUACUUACCCCGUCGGCUCAGCGACCCAAAAUGAGACUUUGCCUCCGACACAACACAGCGCCACUUUUCUCGGUCCUGUGCGACCGCUCGCCAAUUGAUUACUCGAAGUUCGCGCAGAUCCGCCUCCACCGUGUAUUAGAAUUAUACGACCCGUUUUACUUAACAAUAGACAAAGGAUUAGCCGGGGCCAGCUACAAAUCGAACGACUAUAAUAAACAUUAAGCCAUUAUUAAAAAGCGUCGUAGCAUGUCAUUGUUUUAAAAUAUUUACAUUAUUUGUGUGUGUUAAGGGUGAAAAUCAAAUAGAACCAAACACAAACUAAUUUUGAAAUACAGAAACAACUGCAGUCGAUGAACACAUGUUACAAGGAAAAGAUAUGAAAGAAAGGAAAGAUAAGAAAGAAGAUAAGGAAGAUAUGAAAGGAAGGAUAAGAUACGCUAUUAAUAGUACAUUACGAUACAAGUGCGAAAAAUAGGACAUUCGCAACGAGUGGCGAUAAAUUAAAACACGACCGAAGGACACGAUUUGCGAAAUACCUAUUCGCACAUGUAUCGUACAACGUUUUACAGUACAUAUGGCCAUUUAAUUUUUUUGGCAUAGUUACGUAAAGUGCUAAUUAUCGCACUAGUGCGGUAAAGUAGCACCAUAUGUAAUGUUAUAAUGAUAGAAACAAUAAAGCCAUGAAUGACGUGUAUUAAUACAACACUAAAGACAAUUACAAUUUUAGGAUUUCCCGCCUUUUGGACCAUUCCCAGUAUACUUGCCAAUUCGCGGCAUAUAUAUGAUACGAGUAAUUAUAUUAUUGUGGUUUGUGCUUCUACGUAAUCGAGAUAGAACGUUUGUAUUAAAGCUUUUGCGUAUAUACGUAUAGCGUAUAUCAGGGUGUUUCUACAAAAUCAUGUUAAAUAUAAAGCAUAAAAUGCGUACCAUCGUCUAUACAAUAAUAUAUCAAGUUGUGUAGUUAUAAGAGCACCCAUAAUCAAAUAUAUUACACGUUUAUAGGAAAAUAUACUUUGGACAACUGCACACUAUAAAGCAUUCGUCCUACUCUAACAUUAAAGUGUGAAAAGGACGGUUGUUUUAUGUGCUAAUCAGGGAAUGUAAACCGGUUUUUAAUUAUAUCUAAACCGACAUUUCAUACAAAUUAAAACCGGUUUACAUUCCCUAGUGCUAAUGUCCUGUUUUAACUGCGGCUAAGCCGAUUUUCUAGAAUUUAUACGUCAAAUUUUGAUGCAGUUUAUUCGUAAUUGUGAUAAUGUACACAUGUACAGUACCGGCCAAUAAUAUAUCACCUCCAUGUUUUUACAGUAUAACUUUUUUAUAUAUUUGUGAGUGACUUCCACCUCACUGCUUUAGGAAGUCUAGUAGUACUCCUUACGGGGGUACGGGCGAUGAGAAAAAUGGUCUCAUGUUAUGGUUUUUUUAAAUGUAUUGUCUACUUCAAUUUUUUUGUACAGAUUUUUAGUAAUAUGCUGAGUCUCCUAUUGUAAUUCACAGUAUUUCAUUGCAGUAUUCUUCAUAUAUUUGUAUAAAAUGAGUAGUAAAAUAUGCAAUCUACAAACUAACCUAAGAUAUUGUUUACUCUAUACAAGCAAAGAGGAUAUAAUAAGAUAGAGCGGUACUGUCAUAGUAAAUUUUGUAACCACAGUAAAUUUACUGCCAUCUAUCGACACACUUUAAAACUAAAAAUGAAGAUUUAUAAAAAUACGAUAAAAUGUAUUUAAAUAUGGAUAAAUGUUUUUUUUUUUAUUAAUAAUUAUUUUUAUAUGAUUUUGACCCAUGUUCUUUCACUGAUAUGCGUUAAAAUUGUUAAAUAACAAACAAAACCGUCAACGCCAUCUAUACUACUGUAGGCCAAAACUAGUAGUGCCCUCUGAACGAGAAUCAAAUUUCCUUGAUUUUCGAGGCACGUUUUUUCCUUAGACUGUAUCCAUCUAUUACGGAGUUAUAUCUAUCUUUGAUACAAGCUUAUACAAAAACACUCAAAGGCGAUAUAUUAUUGGCCGGUACUGUAUGUUAUCGUUAGAUGUUUGACACUACGUAAAUGAAUGCGGUCAAUUGUUUGUACGCUUCGUUAGUUAUUAUAAUAUGCAAGUGAGCGUGGUUUGAUACUUGUAUAAUAAUAUCAAAUCUUUCUAUAGCUCAUUUCAGUUUAUCUGGCUCGAGCGAAAGAGACGAGAGUUAUUGCAUCUGAUUGACCUAAGUAUUACAACAAAAAAUAAUAAAAAAUACAAAAAUAGAACCCAGAUGAGGGCAUUCUGUAGCGUUUGCUUGUCGUAUACACAUUAUACACGAGUUAGGUUUUAUACCAAUGUUCUAUCGUAUUGUAACAUAGUGUUAAAAGAUGUUAUACGCGAUGUAGUUAUUCGGCGAUUUUUUAAGUCGUUUACUUUAUAACCUGUAUAUACACUGUAAUAGAUGUCAUAUAUUAAAGAAAAAGUGACGAAGCCCUCCAGUGGUGAAGGCCGGAGUCGGAAGGCGGGUGGUCGUUUACUUUACUUGACCCAUUUUAAGGCAGAUACGUAGUUAAACUAUAAUAAAUAAUAAUGACAUACAAAAAUAAUCUACGCAUUGUGGACGUAAAAAUUUGGUCCACGAAAUUAUGUUACUGUACUUAUAUUAAAUGUAUAUGAUUUUUUGGAGAUUACUACAUUUUUAUUGCGAUUUAUAAGUCCUAAAAUAUACACGUCGUAUUCGUCUCUAUUAUCUAUUAAUUAAUAGCAUUUUAUUAAUAUUCUUCUGUCCAACUUUUAGAGCAAUAUUAUAUAAUGCCUUAAUAGCUUUUUAUACUAGAUAUUCAAUAUUAUACAAUUAGGUGCAGACUUGCAAUAAUAUUUGUAUGUGUUUUUAUGUGUUGGCUUCGACAAAUAUUUACACUGAGUGCCAUGUUAUAUUUAUACCGAAUAGUAUUGAAUAUAUCUGAUAAAUUGAAUCUCAUUACGUAUUCCAAAUAUUCCAAUAGUUACUUGUAUUUAUAAUUUUGCAUUUGGAAUCUCAAAUAAGUAGCUUGUCAUUCAAGUUUAUUAAUUUUGACAUUAUUUUACCUGUUGAUUUUUGAAUUUUAUCAUUGUGUGUUAAAUUGAAACUUCCUACAGUAGUGGCUAUACUUGAAUGUUUAAUACCUUGGAAAAUCUCGAAAAAUACUCUUGUACACAUCUCUAUAUAACAUAUAUACCUAUAUAAGUAUAUAUUCUUGUCAUCAAAGGAAUACAACAAGGUGGGAAUAUUUUUAAAAAAAUGACACAAAGAGAUACAUUAUUUGCCGGAACUAUUCAAGCUCUUGAUCCAUCACUUGUUCUUUAAAUUUUAUACAUAGGUAUAUAUAUACUCAAGGACAAAUUUAGAGGAACCAAAAAAAAAGGUUUAUUUACUGGAUUACAACACCUAAAGUAAUUUCAAAAUUAGUAAUUAAACUUUUUUUUGCGUUCCUCUAAAUUUGUCCAUGAGUGUAAGUGGUAUUUGGUUUGUAAAUUCCAACUGGCAUAUCAUAUAAUGUUAAAACGAGCCAAUGCGACCCGUAUUCGUAUACAUAAUUAAUAUGUCUGAGUCUCACGGAAGUUUUGUUAUAAAACUAUAAAAUUGGUUCAAACUGUACCAUGGUGUCUAAACUGUCAUAAUCGCCCACUGUUAACUGAUAAUCGAACUUAUUGCAAAGACAUAAAGUCCACAGAUGGUCAGAGGGCCUAGCCACGAUGACAAACGUUCAGAAAACGAAACAAAACAUUAUUAAGUAUUUCUCUUCCAUAUCAGUGUGAUAGAGACAGAUAACGUUUCGUUUCUCUGCGAUUGUCAUGUUGGCUAGGCCCUCAGUUAAGUGUUGCGGUUAGUACCGUAAUUAGACCUAGUAUUAGAAUAUGACAAUACAUUAACUGUAUUAAUUUAUUAACAUUAGUAGCCUAAGUUUUAAUGUUUGAAGUCUGAAGUUUACUUUGAAACAGGGUGCCAUUUUUUUCCUAAUAAUGCUUUGAUCGAAAUUUGAACCUUCAAGAAAAGUUCGUGGUGUUGCAGGUGUCCGUGGGCGCCGGUAACUGCUUACCAUAGGGCGAUUUGUCUGCUCGGUUGCUUCCUAUAUCAUACAAAAAUACCCUGUUCCAUUUAGUAAAACCACCUUUUUUUUGUGAAUGAAGGAAAUUUGAUUAUUUUCAAAUAAUUUUGAUGAAAGCAUUGUUUCUGUUUAUUAGUGUAGAGUGCUCACGUAUAUUUUAUCUGUGAUACAUUUUGUUUGUAAAAUGUUGCAAUAACGAGUAUUAUAGGUGUCUAGUUUAUGGCCAUAGUUACGUUAAAGUUGAGGUUACGUUGGCGCCAGCUUUCAUACAAACUAAACAACAAAAUAAUAACGAUAUAAAACUAUUUAUAUAAACGGAUUAAUGCUACAUCGCGACGUUUCAAACUGGCGUCUUUGAGCUAAGACGCCUGGUAUUACUAAGAUGGCAUAUAGUCGAGAAAUUGUGACGUGUACCGCCGUGGCGGGGUGGCCUAGGCGUUAGCCGCGAAAGCUAAAGACGCCGGUUCGAAUCCGGCCUUCACUACUGGAGGACUUCGUCACUUUUUCUUUAAUAUAUGACAUCUUUUACAGUUUAUAAUUUAUAUAGUGUGACUACUUAAAAAAACGUCAAAAUAUUUAAUAAAAUAAUUUGAUUUGAUUCCGAAACUUGUUCAUAAAAAAAACCUGUUUUAAAAGGUAGUAUUGCCGAUCGAUAGUGACUGUCUUGCCUAAUAUUUUAGGUCCGGUGUAUAUUAGAUUUUUGUUUGUAUGAAAGCUAGGUACACUAAUAACUUCCUAUGAAUAUUUUAACACAUUAACAGUGUAACAACGAGUAUUUCCGUCUCCUGCAUUCCAGAUUUUAUUGUAUUUACUAUUUAGUAUCGUUUAAGUACAAAUCAAUAAAGGAUUAUAUA
This is a messenger RNA of Cydia strobilella, 9613 nucleotides long. RefSeq lists its product as uncharacterized. Bases 1 to 4239 code for a protein of 1412 amino acids. The transcript is spliced from 29 exons. The record is from RefSeq and is a predicted model, not a curated record. Gene Ontology annotation, cellular component: nucleus; cytoplasm. Lineage: Eukaryota; Metazoa; Arthropoda; Insecta; Lepidoptera; Tortricidae. Gene Ontology annotation, biological process: protein phosphorylation; actin cytoskeleton organization. Gene Ontology annotation, molecular function: ATP binding; protein serine/threonine kinase activity.